Leptidea sinapis is the source of this 1146-nucleotide messenger RNA. It is a transcript of the gene Tango14, whose product is annotated as dehydrodolichyl diphosphate synthase complex subunit nus1. Gene Ontology annotation, molecular function: ditrans,polycis-polyprenyl diphosphate synthase [(2E,6E)-farnesyl diphosphate specific] activity. The transcript has 2 exons. Bases 179 to 946 code for a protein of 255 amino acids. Gene Ontology annotation, cellular component: endoplasmic reticulum membrane; dehydrodolichyl diphosphate synthase complex. The record is from RefSeq and is a predicted model, not a curated record. Lineage: Eukaryota; Metazoa; Arthropoda; Insecta; Lepidoptera; Pieridae.
AGCCUUGCUUUGACACUCACGAGCUCGUGAUUGGUUAUCUCCGAACUCCAAAAAGCGGUAGAUUAAGUGCUAGGUGGAAGAUGGUAAAGAAAUAAGCAAUAAUUAAAAAAUAAAUUAUUUAUAUUAACAUUAAAUGCCAGUGUAAAAAUAUAAUGAUAUGAACUGAUAAAUAAUCAUAAUGUUAUCUAGACUUAUUCGGCAGUGUUUAUUUAUUCUUCUUCAUUUGGUAGUGAAUUUACUUGUUGCUGUUAAAAAUAUUUAUCGCCGGUUAUGUGUUAAAUUAAAUUAUUCUAAUAGAGAACAAGACGUAAAGACCGAAGUCCGAAUUGUUCUGGAGCAUGCAUCAAAUAUAAGAAAGGAACUGAAGCAUCUAGUAUUUUUUGCAAAUACUGAUGAACACUCCAUUGAGGAGCUGGCCAGGGUUGUUAUUUGGAGUCUAGCUUUUGGAAUUCCUUUUGUCAGUUUUUAUGAUGAAACAGGACAGUUGAAAAAGAUGGAGGAGAAGUUGUUCUACCAAGUGGAACGAAAUAAAAAGGGAAUACCUGGCUGUAUAAAGUGGUCAAAUAAACCAAACCUAAAUGGUUAUACAAAUGGUCACACACAGUCAAAUACUGUGGUAAUUAACAUACUGUCAUACAAUGAUGGCAGACCGAGAAUAGCAAAUUGUAUACAAAUUAUUUCAAAAAAAGAGGAUUUGUAUGUGGACACCUCAAAUGAGUUCACAGCAACAGAGUUUGAUAAUUUGUUAAAAUUAGUUUAUCCUUCUAUACCUGACCCUGAUUUAGUUUUAUAUACUGGGCCACUGUGCCGAACUUCAGGUCUGCUUCCAUGGCAUAUAAGAGUAUCAGAAUUUAUACUACUUAAUAUAGAUCACAGAAUAACUGUAAAUAAUUAUUUAGGUGCUUUGUAUAAGUAUAAUAAAUGUGAUCUUAGAUUUGGUAAAUGAGCAGUUUGUAUAUUAUUUAUUUUAGUGGAUUAAGAUUAGAAAGUUGAGUUUCUAUUUAUUGAGCUGUAGAUAUUGGAAAUUGACAAUUUUUCUGAAUAGUUGGAACAAAUAUUGUGUAAAUGUUACAUUACCCACAAUAUUAUCAUGGAAGAAAAUUCUAUUGAUCAAUGGAUUAAUAAAGUACUGUAUAUACAUUGGUA